AGGGAAAAAAGAAAACUAUACAUGUUGUCUCUGUCCUUCCCUGGGACAGUGGUGUUGCAUUAAGUUAAAAUUUAACUAUAAAGUUAUGGACUGGGUUGAAGAGAUACGCCAGAAGUUUGAAAUUCUAUGCUUGGAGGUGGAUGGUGUCGUGCAUGAGACAGUGGGCGCCAAUAUUGAAAACCAAGUGCAGACAAUGGGUGCCAAUAUAAAACAAUUCUGUUCAGAAUUUGUGCAUGAUGUGAUGCCUUCAUUUUCACCAGAUUUCAUGGAAGGGGUAACUCCUGAAUUAUCUCCUCAAAAAAAUAAAAAUGUUAAUCUCACAGCUCAGGAAAGCUCAAUGAUUGGUGUUGAUAUUGACCCUAAGAAGGGACUAUGCAACAAAAACUCUUUGGCCCAUCAAUAUUGUAUGGAACCUGUGGAUGAGAAACGUAUUGAUUUAUUGUCAAAGAAAAAGGAUGAUAUUGGUAUGAGUGAAAAGUUAAAUGUGAGUGUAAUGGAAAAUGCCACAGCGAAGAAACCAUUCCCAACAGAGAUUCCAGUAGUAGUUGAUACUGCAGAGAAAGAUUCAAGUUUGACAUCAUUAUUUUGUGGAGUCAACGCAUCUGAUGAUGAAAGAUGGGAUGGUCAAGAUGAUUUGUCAACACCAGUAUCACUAGAUGGGUAUCAUUCUUGUAUGAAGGAAGGGGAAACUACUGGACUUACCACAGCUGACAAUUCAAAUGUGCUGCCAUCAGCUAAUUCAGUUAUUUUAGUUGAGUCCUGCAAGUGUGGAGUUUCUGAUACUGGACUUACUUCAGUUGAUGCUUGCUCAGCAAUAUCAAGUGAUUCUUGUUGGCUUGGGUUUGAGCUACCCAAUGAAGUUUCUGAAUCAGAAGAUUAUGUUUCCAUUGCAGAUUCUGUCGCAGAAGGAUCAGACAAUGUCGGUACAGAAAAGUUCACAGAUGGUCAAGUUAUUGAACCAGCCAUGGAAACCACCAAUUUUAGUGAACUAAAGCUUGAUGAGAGUUGUAUUGUGGUGGAUAGUGCUAAACUUUGUUCUGUUUGUCUCAGAGCAGCAAAAAGUCAAUCAUACAAGAAGAAAAUAUGUGAGGCUUUUACUGCAAAAAUGAAGUCAGCGAAAGAGCAGGAGCGUGAGCAGCAAGCACCCAGGAAUGAAGAUCGUGAUGCAGGAUUAAAUCAACACAAAGGAGAGCGUUUAGCACCACCUGCGCUUACAACGAAAAUCGAGACUGUGGAUCAUGAUUUUUGUGAUUCUGAAUGGGAAAUUAUUUAGAUAAAUUUUCACUUCCUUUGCAAAUAAUCUGGCAAUUCAAUUGUAGUUUUAGCGAUUCCUCUGACGGAUUGUUAAUAACUGUGGGGAUGAGGACGAUCCAUGCAUUUUUGUGCAAUUCCAUAACAAAUUUUAUAGAAUGGGAGAGCCCAUGUUCUUAAAAUCAUGGUGUAGGCUGUGAUUUUCUCAGUGCUUCUUGUUCUACCUACUGUAGGUUUUUGAAAGUGUGAAAUGUAGUUUGGUUAUUUUA
Messenger RNA from Camellia sinensis, 1520 nucleotides. NCBI's taxonomy places the organism in Eukaryota, Viridiplantae, Streptophyta, Magnoliopsida, Ericales, Theaceae. The record is from RefSeq and is a predicted model, not a curated record.